This is a messenger RNA of Microcebus murinus (gray mouse lemur), 1041 nucleotides long. RefSeq names its product coiled-coil domain containing 3 (gene CCDC3). Gene Ontology annotation, cellular component: extracellular region. Gene Ontology annotation, biological process: negative regulation of gene expression. The record is from RefSeq and is a predicted model, not a curated record. NCBI's taxonomy places the organism in Eukaryota, Metazoa, Chordata, Mammalia, Primates, Cheirogaleidae.
GCGGCGCGCCGAGCCCCGCGGCUGCGCUUCCCGGGCCGGCGCCGCGGGCCCCCGGGUCCCCGCGUCCCCGCCAUGCGCCGGGGCUAGCGCGCCGCAGGCAUGCUGCGCCCGCUGCUGCUCGCCGCGCUGUGCCUGGCCGCGCGCGCCUGCCAGCUGCCCUCCGAGUGGCGGCCGCUCAGCGAGGGCUGCCGCGCCGAGCUGGCCGAGACCAUCGUGUACGCCAAGGUGCUGGCGCUGCACCCCGAGGCGCCCGGCCUCUACAACCACCUGCCGUGGCAGCCGCACGCCGGCCAGGGCGCGCUCUUCUACGCGGCCGAGGUGGAGAUGCUGUGCGACCAGGCGUGGGGCAGCAUGCUGGAGGUGCCCGCCGGCUCCAGGCUCAACCUCACCGGCCUGGGCUACUUCUCGUGCCACUCCCACACCGUGGUGCCCGACUACUCCUACUUCUUCUUCCUCAGGAUGGAUGAAAAUUAUAACCUCUUGCCUCACGGUGUCAAUUUCCAAGAUGCCAUCUUUCCAGACACUCAAGAAAACAGAAGAAUGUUUUCCAGCCUCUUCCAGUUUUCAAACUGUUCGCAAGGACAGCAGCUAGUGACUUUCCCCAGUGACUGGGAGAUCCAGGAGGACAAUCGGCUCCUGUGCUCCUCGGUGCAGAGGGCCCUGCUGGAGGAGGAGGACCACGCGAAGAAGCUGCAGCAGAAGGUGGCCGCGCUGGAGAAGCGGAACCGGCAGCUCCGCGAGCGCGUCAAGAAGGUGAAGCGGUCGCUGCGGCAGGCGCGCAAGCACGGCCGCCACCUGGAGCUGGCCAACCGCAAGCUGGGCGAGAAGCUGGCGGCGGGCGCGCGGCCGCACCUCAACGCCGCGGGGGCCCCGCCCGCGCGCGCCCCCUACCUGCGCGGGUAGCAGGCGCGGGGCCUGGGGUGUGUGUGUGGGGGGGGCUCCGUGUGUGCACCCGCCCCAAACUUUGCAGGGGACACUUUUGAUCGUGCAUUUGGUCGAGUCUGAGCGGAUGUGAUGGCGAGCCUUGCUCCCACCUUGUGC